GAGGGUCUUGAUUCUGAAAAUUGGAGGGGACACGAGUGGACGGACUGGGUGCAAGGAGUUGGUGUCGAUGGAGGAGCAGGACGUCAGGGUUCCAGCUCUGGAACCAUUCAGGGUGGAACAGGCACCACCUGUAAUCUACUAUGUACCUGACUUCAUCUCCAAGGAAGAGGAAGAGUAUUUGCUUCGACAGGUUUUCAAUGCCCCAAAGCCAAAGUGGACCCAGCUUUCUGGGAGGAAGCUACAGAACUGGGGUGGGCUCCCCCAUCCUAAGGGGAUGGUCCCUGAGCGACUGCCCCCGUGGCUCCAGCGCUACGUGGAUAAAGUGUCUGAUCUCAGCCUUUUUGGGGGUCUCCCUGCUAACCAUGUCCUCGUGAACCAGUAUCUGCCUGGGGAGGGCAUCAUGCCCCACGAGGAUGGACCACUCUACUACCCAACCGUCAGCACCAUCAGCCUGGGCUCCCACACCAUGCUGGAUUUCUAUGAACCUCGGCAGCCGGAGGAUGAUGACCCUAUAGAACAGCCUCGGCCGCCACCCCAGCCCACUACCUCACUGUUGCUAGAACCGUGCAGCCUGCUGGUGCUCCGUGGUACUGCAUACACACGCCUCCUGCACGGCAUCGCAGCCACCCGGGUAGACGUGCUGGACGCUGCCUCACUGCCACCCAAUGCGGCUGCCUGCAGAUCGGCACUGCCUGGAGCCCACCUAGUGCGCGGCACCCGAGUCUCGCUGACCAUCCGCCGUGUACCCCGCGUACUACGCGCCGGUCUCCUGCUCAGCAAGUGACUGCCAGGCUCCAGGUCCCGCUUGAUUACAGGGCUUCCUACUUGGCUGUUGGGAUGCUGUGACCUUGGUACUCUGGGGCAGAGGUGGCACGCCUGAGUUAUUUAUUUUCCCAGUAACUGUGGGAACCAUGGGAGAAGAACCCAUUCCAAAUAAACCAAAAAUAUAUUUUC
Molecule: messenger RNA, 954 nt
Organism: Marmota flaviventris (yellow-bellied marmot)
Lineage: Eukaryota; Metazoa; Chordata; Mammalia; Rodentia; Sciuridae
Gene: Alkbh6
Product: alkB homolog 6
Cellular component (GO): nucleus
Source: RefSeq, a predicted model, not a curated record